Vanrija pseudolonga is the source of this 2462-nucleotide messenger RNA. RefSeq lists its product as uncharacterized. The transcript has 6 exons. Bases 470 to 2311 code for a protein of 613 amino acids. Lineage: Eukaryota; Fungi; Basidiomycota; Tremellomycetes; Trichosporonales; Trichosporonaceae. The record is from RefSeq and is a predicted model, not a curated record.
GCUUGUACGCACAACGCAGCGUGCGUGCGCCACAAUUUCCCUGUAGCCUGCCUGCCUGCAGCCUGCCUGCACCGCAGUGAUACUCGUCCUGCAGCGUCCUGUCCUGGCUGGCCACCACCACCCACCCACCCCCACUGCCUGGCGCAGUCACCCCGGAAUCGAGCGCGCGCGCGCGCGCGCCUCGACCGCACCCCGCUCUCGUCUCGGCCUCACCCCGCCCCCCCCGCGCGCCGCCCGCCGUCGACACCCCCCGCUCGACCCCCCUCGGCCACCGGCUUCUGCGCGCCAACGCGGACGCGGCGGCCCGAGCGCACACACACCGCUCGACCCCUUUGACUCGACCCCCACCAUCACUUGUCUUCUGGCUCACACCACAUACACGACACAACACGACGGCCAGCUCCAACCCGCCUCAGCCCGACACGCGGCCACUUAACCACCACACGCGCACCUCCCUCUCCCCCACGCCAUGAGCUACUUUGCGCUCUCCGACUGGGCGCGCCGCGGCUCGUCCUCCCUCGCCACCGUGGGCCACUACCUCCCUAUCCCGCCGUCGCCGUUCUCGUCGGAAUCGUCCGCAUCGCGGCCAUCACAGGACGACGACGAUGACGAUGACGACCAUCUCGACGACCACCACUUGACCAAGGUCGAGGCAAAGCUCCACUCGGGCUACUUGGCGCCAAGCAGCCCGCGCGGCCAGUACCUCGCCAUCGACGGCGACCGGCCACCACGCCUGCACUCGCGCUCGCCGUCGAGCUCGUCCGCGGGGUCCUCGUCGGCCGGCAGCACCCGGCCCCGGUCUUGGCUCGCGCGCCGAGACCCCGUCCUCAUAUUCGUCGUCCUCCUCUCAAUAGCAACGUUCGUGGCGUUACUCGUCGCCUUCCCGUUCCCAACGACGGUGCACGCCUUUGCCGCUAUUUUCGUCGGUGUCACUGCUUGGACGCAGAUCAGUUGUCUGCGCAUCGUCUUCGCGUUGGCGCUCGUGGCGUGGCGCGGGAACCCCAAGGCCCUCGCAAAGGGCCUCCCGCGCUGGUCGACCGCCCAGUACUCGUUCUUACUCGUGCUGUCGACAUUCGUCCUCUACUGCCUUUCACUCGGCCUCGUCCCUCCGCUCAACGAGUUGCCGCCGUUGGACCGCGACUUGGCUGGCGCCCCACCUGGCAAGUACUUUAUUGCCGCAAACCUUUACAACAACGAGGACCUCGUGCCCCAUUGGUCGGACCAGGUCGUCAAGCUUGCUGAGCAUCUCGGGCCAAGCAAUACAUUUGUGUCGAUUUACGAGUCCAACUCCAAGGAUAAGACGCCCGAGCUGCUUGCCGAUCUCGCGACGCGUCUCACUCACCUCGGCGUCCCCAACCGCGUCAUUUCCGAAAAGACUGCGCGUUGGUGGGCUUACGGCACGUCGCCAGAACGUAUCGGCUUCCUUUCGGCUGCGCGAAACAAGGCCAUUGAACCGCUGCAGAGCCCAGAUGUCGAGCUCCGCCUGCCCGACUACCACGAGUUCACCAAGAUCGUCUUCCUCAAUGACAUCUUCUUUUCGUGGCAGAGCGCCGUGAGGCUGUUGACAACGUCCCUGGACGGCAAGCCAGGCGAGGACGGGUACGACCUUGCGUGCGGAAUGGACUUCAACGGUGCUGGAUUGUACGACACCUGGGUUGCUCGCGAUAUCUGCGGCACGCCCAUGAGGACUUUUUGGCCAUAUGUCAAGGAUCCCGUCAGUGUGGCACGUCUGCGUCAGAAUGUUCCGAUGGAAGUGUCGGCUUGCUGGAACGGCAUGGUUGCCUUCCCGGCGGCUCCGUACCUCUUCACACCGACCUCUGCUGCUCAGUCGACUGCAGACGAACGCAACGCUGCUGCCAGCCCCGGGCUGGCCAAGCGUGGCUGGAAGAUGGUGGACAAUGCUACCUAUGUCGGCGGACGAAUGUCCCCUCCUCUGCCCUCUCCGAUCCAGUUCCGUAUCUCGGGUGUCGACGCGUGUGACCACUCCGAGUGCUUCCUGUUCUCGCUCGACCUUCACCGCCUAUACAGCAGCACGGACCGCCGUCCGCGCAUCUUGAUGAACCCCGACGUCCGAACGGGCUACUCGGUCAAAUGGUGGAAGUGGAACGAUGUGGUCCUCCGUAUCCCGGUGCUCAAGUUUUGGAAUGACCACUGGAGCCGCGGAUACCCACUCAACAUUGUCGACUUCAUCUUUGAAAAGGCGGGUCGCAAGCGUGACUACUGCACCUGGUCUGCGCUGGCCACGCACGCACCGUCAAGAUGUCCCCCAUUGCCUGGAGCAAUUGAGCGACCUUGGAACGUGGCCGGAUGAUGUUGGAUGAUGAGCAUCUCUUUGGAAAUUACAAGCCUUUUAAUGAUCGGGGGAGCGGGAGUGAGUGACACAACCCCCCUGCCCCUGAGUGUACCAGUAUCAACCUCCUCGAGUUAGGAGCUCAGUGUCGUGUCGUCCAGUGUCGUCUUUG